Messenger RNA from Aricia agestis (brown argus), 888 nucleotides. RefSeq lists its product as uncharacterized. The coding region runs from base 1 to 888 and encodes 295 amino acids. The record is from RefSeq and is a predicted model, not a curated record. The transcript has a single exon. NCBI's taxonomy places the organism in Eukaryota, Metazoa, Arthropoda, Insecta, Lepidoptera, Lycaenidae.
AUGCCCCUUAAAAGAACCCCACCGAAAGGGUCUCCUCACCACCACCAUAGUGAUUCAGAUAUAGCAGCCUUGGCCUUCGCUGAUGCAGACCCGCAAAGGGAAGAUAAAGUAUCUGAUAGACCGCGUCCGCGAAAACGCACCCAUGACGAAGAUAUAUCGGCCUCUCUACUUGAACUCAAGAAAUCAAUGGAAAUACUCAGCUGUCAACAGUCCUCUCUCCAAACCAGUAUAAAAGAAAUACAAACUCAAAACCAGGAGAUUAUUAAGUCUAUGGAAUUUAUUUCGGCCCAAUACGAUGAAAUGAAGAACAAAAUUACUAAGUUGGAAUCUGAGAGAAAAGAUCAUCUGGCUUACAUACAAACGCUACAAAUGAAGGUAGAAAAUCUAGAAAGAUCUCAAAAGCAGGCUAGCAUUGAGAUUUGCAACUUACCGCCCCAAGUUAAUGAAAAGAAGGAUGAUCUUGUCGGUAUCGUGGAAAAAAUUGGUGAGACCUUAAAUGUAAAUCUAGAAAAGACUCAAAUAUAUGACAUUUUUAGAAUCCCUACCAAAAGCCCUAGCCGCCCCAUAAUUGUGGAAUUUUCUUCAGUGUUGCUAAAAGAAAAAAUGAUUUCUUCACUUAAAACAUUCAAUAAAAGCAAUAAUAUUAAACUAAACACUAGUCAUCUCAAACUCGGUGGCGAUAUUAAGCCAAUAUUUAUAAGAGAAAGGCUGACGGAAACAGCAAGAAGAAUGUAUUAUCUGAGCCGUGAGUUUAGUAAAGAAAAUGAUUUCAUGUUCUGUUGGACGGCUCACGGUAAAGUUUAUCUCCGCAAGCGUGAAGGAGCUCCAGCAAUACGUAUCGACACCAAAGAGGAUCUUUUAAAACUGCUACCGCAAGUUGACAAGUGA